AUGGAUGAGGGAGAUGUCAAUGCGCUGGAGGCUGUGACCGAUACCCUUGAAGAUAUCACAGCGGAGGACUUUGACCACAAAAGAUGGAUCAACAAGGCGAUGGAGUCUGUCAGCGCUGCGGAGAACCCCGAGGCUUCUCUCACAAGCCUCGUACUAAACCUCCAAUCUGCUCUCGACCGCACCUUUUCAUUCCACCUCACCUCACCUGAUUCUGAUGUCUCUGUGCUCUCUAGGUUUAUGCGGGAGAUGGAGUCAGUUAAACGGAAUGUCCUUCUCCUAAAGGACCAUAUGGCUGGUAUUCAAACUGAUUUCCGGAAG
Molecule: messenger RNA, 318 nt
Organism: Dibothriocephalus latus
Lineage: Eukaryota; Metazoa; Platyhelminthes; Cestoda; Diphyllobothriidea; Diphyllobothriidae
Source: the annotation of a GenBank genome assembly